AUGGCUUCAACGGCAACAGUUCCAGCUGCAUCAUCGGUAGCGCCGAUCGCAGCAUCAACGCCGAAGAAGACGAAAACUCCGACCACAAAGUCGGCCGUCGCCGCUCCUGCUCAUCCGUCUACCGCCGUGAUGGUCAUCGCGGCCAUUAAGGAGUUGAACGAGAAAAAAGGUUCGUCGCUGUCGGCCAUCAAGAAAUACAUGUCUACCAACUACAAGGUGGACUCCGCCAAGUUGGCCCCGUUCAUACGCAAAUUUCUGAAAGCCGCCGUCGUCAAGGGUUCUUUAUUGCAGACCAACGGUACCGGCGCCAUGGGUCACUUCAAACUACCCGUCGAAGUAAAGAAGAAACCUGCGACUGUCAAGAAGCCAAGCGCCGCUGUCGUCAAACGGGUCGCUGCUAAGAAACCAGCCGCCAAGUCCUCGUCCAGCGGAUCUCCAAAGAAGAGGAGAGCGGCCGCGGCCGCCGAGCCUGCUGCUAAGAAGCCGAAAGCAGUGACCGCCAAGCCAAAGAAAUCAUUGGUCAAGGCGAAAAAAGCCGUCGUGGCACCAAAACCACCUAAGGCAAAAAAGGCAACAACGGCUGUGAAAAAAACGAAGUCUCCCAAGAAAAAGUAA
Messenger RNA from Macrosiphum euphorbiae (potato aphid), 615 nucleotides. NCBI's taxonomy places the organism in Eukaryota, Metazoa, Arthropoda, Insecta, Hemiptera, Aphididae. The record is from the annotation of a GenBank genome assembly.